Aspergillus homomorphus CBS 101889 is the source of this 949-nucleotide messenger RNA. RefSeq lists its product as uncharacterized. The record is from RefSeq and is a predicted model, not a curated record. The coding region runs from base 149 to 757 and encodes 202 amino acids. Lineage: Eukaryota; Fungi; Ascomycota; Eurotiomycetes; Eurotiales; Aspergillaceae. The transcript has a single exon.
GAUUUGUGUUAUGUUAGUAUAUUAUAUAAUGCGUAUAUGAAUACUACAUUGAAUGAGCGGUCAAUGGCUGUGCGACGAUAGUGAUGCAGACUAUAACCCCGCUUGUAAUGUCCAUGCUGCUUGUAGAUGGAUGAUUUGAGCGUAUCGUAUGCAUCAAGCCCACACCCCGCCUCUUAGUGCACCGAGCACCCUUCUCAAUGUCAAUGGUCUACCUAGUGAGCACUUCAAUCAACACGAUCCACCAACCCUCUCACCAUCUCCGCCAUCACCCCGCAGAUUCUCCACCGCGCCACAACCGUCUCCAGACAAAUCCCCAGGAAACUCAACUCCUGCAGCAGAUUCACCGCCACACCACCGGAGUCGUCAUGAUGCUCAGCGUCAUGCUCACGUAGAAAUCGGUGCUCGGUUUCCGCCCGCUCCUCUUCAGCCAUGCAUUCAUCUCCACUCCCACCCUCACCUUCGUACCCCUCAGUCACUGUAUCUUUCCCAGCGCGUCAUUGACACGAACAUCCAGAUUGACCUUCCCCGGACACGGACGCAGACACAGGCCCAUCAUCGUCCUGAUGUGGACAAGGAGGAAGGGGGGUACACGUCCCAAACAGGCCCCCAGUCCCGUCUACACUGUAGAUCUCGCUCGUCCACCACAAAACCCUCUGUUUCCGGCCCGAGAGACACCAUCAAGCUAGCGUUACUGCCGCGGCGAGGAUGGCGGAGGGGAUGUAUGGGGCGCGGGCUUCGUGGAGGGGGGGCUGGUUGAGAAGGCGGGUUAUUCUUAGGGCGUGGAGAAGGGAGCGGAAUGUUGGGGUUGGGGUUGGGGUUGUACCUGGGGCUGCGCCCUUGGGGAGGCGGUCGCCGAUGACGCGCGGGAGGUGGGGAUAGCGCUGACACAGGGAUUUGUCGAGGGUUGUUGUUGGGGUGGUGAGGUCGAGUUAGACGGUGUGCCAUCUUA